Messenger RNA from Morus notabilis, 2223 nucleotides. RefSeq names its product lupeol synthase. Gene Ontology annotation, biological process: triterpenoid biosynthetic process. Gene Ontology annotation, cellular component: lipid droplet. Gene Ontology annotation, molecular function: intramolecular transferase activity. The transcript is spliced from 17 exons. The coding region runs from base 1 to 2223 and encodes 740 amino acids. NCBI's taxonomy places the organism in Eukaryota, Viridiplantae, Streptophyta, Magnoliopsida, Rosales, Moraceae. The record is from RefSeq and is a predicted model, not a curated record.
AUGUGGAAGCUGAAGAUUGGUGAAGGAGGGCCAUGGUUGAUAACCGGAAAUAACCACGUCGGUAGACAACACUGGGAAUAUGAUACCGACGCCGGAACACCGGAAGAACACGCCCAAGUCGAGCACUUUCGUGAAGAGUUCAAGAAAAACCGGUUUCGCCAAAAACAAAGUGCCGAUCUUUUAAUGAGAAUGCAGAUGAAAAGGGAAAAUCUGCGGGAGCCAAUUCCACCGCCAGUGAAGGUGAAGGAAAGUGAGGAAAUAACAGAGGAUGCAGUGACAAACACACUAAGAAGAGCUCUCAAAUACUUUUGCUCUAUUCAGGCUCACGAUGGCCAUUGGCCAGCUGAAUGUGCUGGCGGAUUGUUUCUCCUCCCACCUCUGGUAAUAACACUAUACGUUACUGGAGCAAUCAAUGCAGUUUUUGGACCUGAACAUCGGAAGGAAAUAAUUCGCUAUAUUUACAAUCACCAGAAUGAAGAUGGAGGUUGGGGACUACACAUAGAGGGUCCUAGCACAAUGCUGGGUUCCGCGGAGAACUAUAUAGCCUUGAGGUUGCUGGGAGAGGGCCCUGAAGAUGGUGAGGAUGGAGCUGUAGCUAGGGGCAGAAAAUGGAUUCUUGACCACGGCGGUGUAGUCGGAAUUCCGUCAUGGGGAAAGUUUUGGCUAACGGUGCUUGGUGUGUACGAGUGGUCGGGUUGCAAUCCACUGCCUCCAGAGCUUUGGCUUUUUCCAAAAACGUUUUUUAUUCAUCCAGGGAAAAUGAUAGCAUUAGCUCGUUUGGUUUACUUGCCAAUGUCAUACUUAUAUGGGAAGAGAUUUGUUGGUCCGGUCACCAAUUUGGUUCAAUCACUGAGGCAGGAACUCUAUACUGAGCCAUAUAAAGAAAUAAACUGGAAUAAAGCUCGAAACACUAUUGCCAAGGAGGAUCUCUUUUAUCCGCAUCCUUGGGUGCAAGAUGUUCUUUGGGGCUUUCUUUACCACGUUACCGAACCAAUUCUGGCAUGUUGGCCUUUUUCCAAGUUAAGAGAGAAAGCACUUGAUGUUGUUAUUGAGAGUGUACAUUACGAGGAUACACUUAGCAGAUAUCUUUGUGUUGCCAGUCAAGAAAAGGUGUUAAGUUUGCUUGCUUGUUGGGUAGAAGAUCCAAAUUCACAAGCAUACAAGUAUCACCUAGCUAGAAUCCCAGAUUAUUUUUGGGUUGCUGAAGAUGGAGCCAAAUAUCUGGGUAACGGUUCUCAAACAUGGGAUGUAGCUCUUGCAGUUCAAGCAAUUAUCUCUUGCAAUUUAAACGAAGAGUAUGGUAUGGUACUGAGAAAAGCUCAUGAGUUUUUGAAGGCUUCACAGCUUCGUGAAGAUCCACCAGGAGAUUUCACUACAAUGCAUAGACAUAUAUCUAAAGGUGCGUGGACCUUUUACUUUGCUGACCACAAUUUUGCAGUUUCGGAUUGCACUGCAGAAGGACUAAAGGUAACAUUUAUGCUUAUAAAAUAUAUCUCUACUAAUUUAUUUCUCGUACAGAGCAGUAAUGGUGGUUUUCCCGGUUGGGAACCCCAAAGAGCAUUUCGUUGGUUGGAGUACCUUAAUCCCACAGAGUUUCUUGAAGAUACUCUUAUUGAGCGAGAUUAUGUAGAAUGCACUUCUUCAGCAAUUCAGAGCUUGAUACUCUUUAGGAAGCUUUUUCCACGACAUCGGAGAAAAGAAAUAGAUAGUUGCAUAUCAAAAGGAGUGCGUUACAUUGAAAAUACACAAAAUCCAGAUGGUUCAUGGUACGGACGUUGGGGAAUUUGCUACACUUAUGCUACAUGGUUUGGGGUAGAAGCGUUGGUAGCUUAUGGAAUGAGUUACAACAAAAGUCCUUCCUUGCGAAAAGCUUGUCAGUUUUUACUCUCAAAGCAACUGCAAGAUGGUGGAUGGGGCGAAAGUUACCUUUCAUGCCAAUAUGAGGUAUAUACUAAUCUAGAAGGCAAUCGUUCAAACGUGGUCCAAACUGCAUGGGCAUUGUUGUCCCUCAUUGUUGCCGGGCAGGCUGAAAUCGAUCCGACACCAAUACAUCGAGGAAUGAGAUUAUUGAUCAACUCACAAAUGGAAGAUGGUGAUUUUCCACAACAGGAAGUAAAUGGAAUGUUUAUGAAGAAUUGCGUGCUCAACUACUCAUCAUAUCGAAACAUCUAUACUAUAUGGGCUAUGGGAGAAUAUUGUAGACGUGUUUUAUGCUUACUAUAA